GCCAAGAUGACUGCAGUUGGAAUAACAGAAAAUGUAAAAGGUGAUAUUAAAAAAUUUGAAAUCUGGUAUAAUGCAAGGGAAGAAGUUUACAUAAUACAGGCUGCAACUCCUGAAAUCAAAGCUACCUGGGUAAAUGAAAUUAGAAAAGUAUUGACCAGCCAAUUACAGGCUUGCAGGCAAGCUAGCCAGCAUAAAGCUGUUGAACAUACUCAGAGUUUACCUUUGUCUCUCUCAGCUAACACCAGCCCUUCAAAAAAUGAGGGAAGGCACUUGAGAAAACAAGAAAUGAGAAAUGCAGACAGUCCAGAUGGUUCUGUCAGUUCAGUAGCAUCAAAGAAUCUUGAAAAAAGCAAAGGUUGGUCUAAAACAUCUCAAUCUCUUGAUGCUUCUGAAGAAAAUGAUGGUUGGUCUAGUGCAGAAGAUCCACUUAAUUCAUCAGAUGCAGAAGAAGAGGGAAAGGGAGAAAAGAAAUUGGUUCCUGGUAAAUAUACUGUUGUAGCCACUUAUGAUAAAGGCAACUCAAAUGGCUUGAUCCUGAACAGUGGCGAGUUAGUUCAGCUAAUCCAUGAAGGAACAGAUGGUCUUUGGUAUUGUAUUUUAAUACAAAAUAUAUUGAAAUAUAAUUUUGCUCAGUAUACACUAUUCUAGAUAUGUAACCAUAUUUAAGAAAUCUUGAAGAAGCUUAGAAUAUUGCUUCCACACACCCCUUAUAAGAACAGUCUUUGAUAAAGUUACAACAAUACAGUAUAGAGCAAACUAAAACAAUUCAGUAUAAAUAGC
Molecule: messenger RNA, 780 nt
Organism: Pseudonaja textilis
Lineage: Eukaryota; Metazoa; Chordata; Lepidosauria; Squamata; Elapidae
Source: RefSeq, a predicted model, not a curated record